Telopea speciosissima is the source of this 3121-nucleotide messenger RNA. RefSeq names its product pantothenate kinase 2-like. The transcript is spliced from 22 exons. Gene Ontology annotation, cellular component: cytosol; nucleus. Gene Ontology annotation, biological process: coenzyme A biosynthetic process. Gene Ontology annotation, molecular function: ATP binding; pantothenate kinase activity. The coding region runs from base 68 to 2779 and encodes 903 amino acids. NCBI's taxonomy places the organism in Eukaryota, Viridiplantae, Streptophyta, Magnoliopsida, Proteales, Proteaceae. The record is from RefSeq and is a predicted model, not a curated record.
GCAAGACCCAUAGAAUACGCUUGCGCGGACAGUUGGGAUUAGGCAGCAAAGUGGAAGGAAGUUGGUAAUGGCUGGUUCAAGUGAAGGCUCAGUUCCUGAAACCAUAAAUAUAAAAGAGGGAAGUGAGCAGAAGGUGGAGAAAGGUGAGAAACCGGAGGGCAGUGAAAUGGCGAUGACGGCCACGAAUUCAGUUCACCGAUUGAGCUCUCGGUCUCAGCUCGAUCUCAGCGGUGCUGCAAUCCAGGGGAAUUUCGAGGAGAGAGACCCAACAAUUCUGUUGCCUAACCAGUCUGAUGACAUAUCUCGCUUGGCUUUGGACAUUGGAGGAUCUCUGAUCAAAUUGGUAUAUUUCUCAAGACAUGAGGAUCGCUUAGUUGAUGAUAAGAGGAAGAGGUCGUUGAAGGAGAGAUUAGGGGUUUCAAAUAGUAAUAGAAUGAGCUAUCCUGUUCUUGGUGGAAGACUGCAUUUUGUGAAGUUUGAGACAUCUAAGAUUAGCGAAUGCUUGGACUUUAUUGCUUCGAAGCAGCUACACACUGGUGGAUUGGAUUCACGUAGUUGGAAUUCCAUGGUCCCAUCUAAUGAUAAUGCAAUUAUUAAGGCCACAGGUGGUGGAGCAUACAAAUUUGCAGACCUCUUCAAAGAGAGGCUUGGAGUCAGUCUUGACAAGGAAGAUGAAAUGGAUUGUCUGGUGGCUGGAGCUAAUUUUUUGUUUAAGGCAAUCCGACAUGAAGCUUUCACACACAUGGAGGGUCAGAAAGAAUUUGUGCAAAUUGACCAUAAUGAUUUGUUCCCGUAUCUCCUUGUUAAUAUUGGAUCUGGUGUUGGCAUGAUCAAGGUGGAUGGAGAGGGAAAGUUUCAGCGAGUUAGUGGGACAAAUGUUGGUGGUGGAACAUACUGGGGCUUGGGAAGACUUUUGACAAAGUGCAAGAGCUUUGAUGAGUUGCUGGAGUUGAGUCAGCGAGGAGAUAAUAGAAAAAUAGACAUGCUUGUUGGAGAUAUCUAUGGCGGUAUGGAUUAUUCCAAGAUUGGACUGUCCGCAUCAACCAUUGCUUCUAGCUUUGGGAAGGCAAUUUAUGAGAACAAGGAGCUUGAGGACUACAGACCUGAAGACAUCUCCUUAUCCCUCCUCCGAAUGAUUUCAUAUAAUAUUGGGCAGGUCUCAUACUUGAAUGCGCUUCGGUUUGGGAUCAAGCGUAUCUUUUUCGGAGGAUUUUUUAUACGAGGUCAUGCUUACACCAUGGACACUCUUUCAGUUGCAGUAAAUUUCUGGUCAAAAGGUCAGGCAAAGGCAAUGUUUUUGCGGCAUGAGGGGUUUUUGGGAGCUUUAGGUGCAUUCAUGAGCUACGAAAAGCAUGGUCUUGAUGACUUGAUGGCCCAUCAGUUAGUGGAACGAUUCCCAAUGGGUGCACCCUACGUAGCAGGAAAAAUUCAUGGUCCACCACUUGGGGAUUUGAAAGAGAAGAUUUCAUGGAUGGAGAAGUUUGCGCAGAAGAGCACUGAAAUUAUUGCCCCCGUGCCAAUGGCUCCCCUGGGAACCACUGGCCCUGGUGGCUUUGAGGUACCUUUGUCCAAAGGAAAUACUCUGCGUUCUGAUGCAAGUGCUGCUUUAAACGUUGGUGUGCUUCAUUUGGUACCUACAUUGGAGGUGUUUCCAUUGCUGGCAGACCCAAAGACGUAUGAACCUAACACCAUUGAUCUAUCUGAUCACAGUGAGCUUGAGUAUUGGUUCACUGUGUUGUCCGAGCAUUUGCCAGACCUUGUUGAUAAGGCAGUUGCUAGUGAAGGGGGAACUGAUGAUGCUAAAAGAAUGGGUGAUGCAUUUGCUCAUGCAUUCUCUGCCCACUUGAGGAGGUUAAUGGAGGAGCCUGCUGCUUAUGGAAAAUUGGGACUGGCCAACCUAUUGGAACUAAGGGAGGAAAGCUUGAGAGAGUUCCAGUUUGUUGAUGUCUACAGAAGCAUAAAACAGAGGGAAAAUGAGGCAUCUCUGGCUGUUUUACCUGACCUUCUCAUGGAGCUUGAUAGUAUGAGUGAGGACUCAAGAUUGCUUGCCCUUAUUGAAGGUGUUCUUGCUGCAAAUAUUUUUGAUUGGGGUUCCCGUGCUUGUGUCGAUCUCUAUCAUAAAGGAACUAUCAUUGAAAUAUAUCGUAUGAGUCGCAAAAAGAUGCAACGACCUUGGCGGGUAGAUGAUUUUGACAUCUUCAAGGAAAGAAUACUUGGUUCUGUAGACAAGAAGCCACCUCCACAUAAAAGAGCAUUGCUCUUUGUCGACAACUCUGGUGCUGAUAUUGUACUAGGGAUGCUUCCACUGGCACGGGAACUGCUCCGCCGUGGAACUGAGGUUGUUCUGGUUGCAAACUCCCUUCCUGCACUAAAUGAUGUGACUGCAAUGGAACUUCCUGAUAUUGUAGCUGAGGCUGCCAAGCAUUGUGAUAUCCUCAGGAAAGCUGCUGAAGCAGGAGGCCUGCUUGUGGAUGCAAUGAUAACUAUCCAAGAUGGUUCAAAAGAGAAUUCAUCCUCAGUUCCUUUAAUGGUUGUUGAGAAUGGAUGUGGGAGUCCAUGCAUUGAUCUCCACCAGGUCAGCUCAGAGCUAGCCGCUGCUGCAAAAGAGGCCGACCUGAUAAUCUUGGAAGGGAUGGGCCGUGCUCUCCAUACAAAUUUCAAUGCUCGUUUUAAAUGUGAUGCCCUUAAGCUUGCAAUGGUGAAGAAUCAGAGGUUGGCAGAAAAACUGAUCAAAGGAAAUAUAUAUGAUUGUGUCUGCCGAUAUGAACCAGCCGGCUGAGAGCUUCCAUUAUUAGAGUUCAGACAUGUGUCCCAAUGUUCUGAAUUUUCUGUACUAAAUGAGACAGGAUGGCAAGGAUAUAGUCAAUUGAGAAAAUCGCCUUGCGCAUCAUUGUCAAUUGUCAAAGAUUCCUUCCUUUUGGCUAACUAAUCUAUCUGGAACUUGUGAUCUUCGGCGAUCCAACAGAUCAAGUUGCUGGUUUUGAGCCAAUCUCUGAUCAUAGAUAAAAGAGAGGGAAGUUUCAGUUCUAUAUACUGUAGAAAGUACAAUUAAUACAACACUGUGAUGCUCUUUAUAAACUCUCCCUUUUUCCAGUUUACUUAUAAUUCAUUUUUAAUGGUU